Sinocyclocheilus rhinocerous is the source of this 925-nucleotide messenger RNA. Its product is annotated as sodium/potassium/calcium exchanger 2-like. Bases 109 to 642 code for a protein of 177 amino acids. The record is from RefSeq and is a predicted model, not a curated record. NCBI's taxonomy places the organism in Eukaryota, Metazoa, Chordata, Actinopteri, Cypriniformes, Cyprinidae. The transcript has 4 exons. Gene Ontology annotation, molecular function: calcium channel activity; calcium, potassium:sodium antiporter activity. Gene Ontology annotation, cellular component: plasma membrane. Gene Ontology annotation, biological process: calcium ion transmembrane transport; long-term synaptic potentiation; intracellular calcium ion homeostasis.
GGUGAAGAGGAUGAUGAGGAAGAUCAGCCUCUGAGCCUGUCGUGGCCCGAGUCCAAACGCAAGCGCCUCACGUAUCUCUUGAUCCUGCCCAUAGUCUUCCCUCUGUGGAUGACGCUGCCGGACGUCCGGAAGGCCAGUUCCAAGAAGUUUUUUCCCAUUACGUUCCUGGGAGCGAUUUGCUGGAUCGCGGGAUUCUCCUACCUGAUGGUGUGGUGGGCUCAUCAGGUUGGAGAGACUAUAGGAAUCACAGAGGAGAUCAUGGGACUGACGAUUCUAGCGGCGGGAACCUCCAUCCCUGAUCUGAUCACCAGUGUCAUUGUGGCCCGGAGGGGUCUGGGAGACAUGGCAGUGUCCAGCUCCGUGGGCUCCAACAUAUUCGACAUUACUGUGGGGUUACCGCUCCCAUGGCUGCUGUACUCCAUUAUAAACAGUAUGAGCCCGGUUCAGGUGAGUAGCAACGGUCUGUUCUGCGCCAUCGUGCUGCUCUUCAUCAUGCUCCUCUUCGUCAUCAUCUCCAUCGCCGCCUGUAAGUGGAAGAUGAGCAAACUGCUGGGCUUCAUCAUGUUCCUGCUCUAUAUGGUCUUCCUGGUGGUCAGCGUCCUGUUGGAGGACAAGGUCAUCGUCUGCCCCAUCUCUGUCUGACAUCUCAUUUACACACGCAUGAAGCUAAACCACGUUCCUGCUGACUUUAACUUACCUCCAUAGUCAUGAGUUCCCAGCCUCCUUCGCACUUCAUCUAAAACCCUGUGUGUUUAUGGGGUUUUACACACUUAAAACAUGCUUUAAUAUUAAUAUGUGUCUUGCUUUCCAGUAAAAUAUCUAAACAUCCUUAAAGAACAUCACUGAACUGUGUACUUAAGAAGCAAAACUCGUUUUCCGAGAAAAUAUCUUUACUUAAGUUUUUUUUUUUUUUUUUGUCUAAUUU